Spirometra erinaceieuropaei is the source of this 930-nucleotide messenger RNA. The record is from the annotation of a GenBank genome assembly. Lineage: Eukaryota; Metazoa; Platyhelminthes; Cestoda; Diphyllobothriidea; Diphyllobothriidae.
AUGUCCAAAAAUAAUGACAAACCCGGACCUCGAAAUCUGCUUCCUCAACCGCCGGAGUCCACCGUAGCGCUUCAGUUCAAACAGACAGUUCAUAGGAAGUUCUUGCCUCAUCAUGUUGGCAGCACCCAUCGGCGAUGCCUCCUUGAAUGGACCCCCUUUGAAGAGCGCCCUUCUGCAGCCACUACCUUUUCGCUGGUCAAUCUCAGUGUCAUCAACACACGGACGCCACAGGCCCAGGAUCUUGAAGAGACUGAGGAAAGAGUGCUCACCAUACGUGCGCCACAGAGCUGUCUAGUAAACACUGAUGAAGCUGCCAGUGGGUUUUAUGUGACUCAGGAGACUUGGCUCGAUCCCAACCAAUCACAGCCUCUUCGGGAGGCGGCUGAGGUUGGAAUUGGUGAACGGAUGGUGCGAUUGUUAACGGAAGAACCCACGCCGUCUGCGGCGGUGUUUGCGGAGAAUGUGACCAGUUCUCUGUCAGUCCACUCGCCCCCAAAACAGUGCCCUGCCAUUCAGAGCCAACAGGAAGACGACAACGUUCUGCUUUUGAAUAGGUUCUCCCGACCCGGUUCUUAUCUCUCCCUCAAUAAAGCCAAAGAGGUUUACUUCACACUGACCUCGGAGGAUACGUUGACUGCAACACCGGAUGAAUUUGCCUGCCGAAAAGGGCCCGUGUCGACUUCUGAAUGUCCGGUUCCAACUGUAAGUUGGAUGCUUAAUUUAAGCAGCCUAAGUACUUGCGUCUACCAUGGCUCUGUAAUGGAUCCACACAGUAUGCGCUUAAAGAAGUAUUUUGAGGCAGUAGACAUCUCCACUCUGCCAGAACGCUCUCCGGCCACUGAGGACAGUAUCUCCGAAAUUCAGAAUCAAGAGGCCCCAACUGACCAAAACACUUCUUCGAAGUCUUUCAAGAGCACUCCAAAGGCUUGA